UUGACAAAGUCUAACCAAAGCAAAAUGCAAUUUGCCUCCAGUUUCCUGUUCAUUGGCCUGGCCUGUGCCUGUGUCUUCUCUGGUGCCUUGGCCUAUCCUCAUCCUGAUCCCCGAGAGAUUGUAAACCUAACUCCUGAACCCUUGGCGUAUGCACCCAAUUUCGACGUUAAGCCCUUUCCAAGGGUGCGUCGCCAGUUCCAAUUAAAUGGUGGUGGCGGUGGAAGCCCGAAGCAGGGAUUUGAUCUGAACCUCAACGCUCGUGCUCCAGUUUGGCAGAGCCAGAAUGGACGCCACUCCUUCGACGCUACGGGAUCGUAUGGCCAGCACCUUGGAGGACCCUAUGGCAAUAGCCGACCUCAGUUUGGAGCCGGAGGAGUAUACACCUUUAGGUUCUAGGAAAAUAGCACACUUUCUUAAUAUUUAUUUAGAAUAAAUAAAUAACCAUACGUUCAAAAGAAA
Messenger RNA from Drosophila rhopaloa, 459 nucleotides. RefSeq names its product diptericin-A. The transcript is spliced from 2 exons. The coding region runs from base 25 to 396 and encodes 123 amino acids. Gene Ontology annotation, biological process: defense response to bacterium. Gene Ontology annotation, cellular component: extracellular region. The record is from RefSeq and is a predicted model, not a curated record. NCBI's taxonomy places the organism in Eukaryota, Metazoa, Arthropoda, Insecta, Diptera, Drosophilidae.